CUAUGAGCGACUGCCGUCGUGUUUUCCCUCGCUACUGCGAAGUUGGUGAGAGCACUUGAGGAGUACCAUAUAGAAAAGGCGACGUUUGGCUCCCGCGGAGACCUGACGGCACAAUCAUACAAUCCUUUCCAAACCAGAGAUCCCUUGUUCAUUGAACCUUCUUUCAGCCCCUGAUCCGAUCUUCCUCGUUUCCGGAGGCCAAGCUAGCAUCACUACGUCGCUAUGGCGCAAAAGAACAUUGUUAUAGUUGGGGCCGGCGUUGCUGGACUGACAACAGCGUUGCUACUGUCCCGGGAACGUCGGUACAACAUUGUCGUGGCAGCCAAGCAUAUGCCCGGUGAUUAUGAUAUCGAAUAUGCCUCGCCUUGGGCGGGCGGCAAUUACAUGCCUGUUGGAGCUGCAGGCUCAAAACCAGCUGAAUACGAGAAGAACACAUGGGCUCCUCUGGAAGAUCUAGCACGGAAUCGUCCAGAGGCCGGAGUUCACUUCCAAGAAUGUCAUAUCUAUAGUCGUGCAAAGGAUGCCGACUCAGCAACGGCAGACUGGUUCAACGAAUUACUCUCGCCCAAAGCGUGGUUCAAAGAUGUCGUUCCAAAUUUCCGUCAGCUGCCUCAAAGUUCACUCAGUCCCGAGAUCAAGUCAGCGACAGCAUUCACGUCCGUCUGUAUUAACACGGCUAUCUACCUUCCUUGGCUGGUCUCACAGUGCUUGAAGAAUGGAGUAGUCUUCAAACGAGCGGGCUUCAAUCACAUCAACGAUGCCGCUUCGUCAAGUCUUUAUAAAGGUCAACAAGUCCAUCUUGUGGUCAAUUGCACUGGUCUCGGUGCCGCCAAGCUCGGCGGUGUACAGGACCAAACCGUCGUUCCCGCUCGAGGUCAGAUCGUAAUUGUACGCAACGUGGCUCCCAAUAUGCUUGCGACAUCUGGAACAGAUGAUGGGUCGGAUGAAGCCUUGUAUGUAAUGACCAGAGCUGCGGGAGGAGGGACCAUCCUUGGUGGUUGCUACCAGAAGGGGAACUCGGAUCCUCAAGUUGACCCUAAUCUUGCUGUGAGAAUCAUGAAGAGAGCUGUUGCAAUGUUCCCUGCCUUGACUGGUGGGAAGGGAAUCGAGGCUCUUGACAUUAUCAGGCACGGCGUUGGACUGCGGCCGGUGCGUGAGCGUGGCACUAGAGUCGAAAAGGAACGCAUCAACGGCGCCUGGGUUGUGCAUAACUAUGGUGCUGGCGGAGCAGGUUACCAAAACUCAUAUGGAUGCGCGCAGGCUGCUGUCAAGUUGGUCGACGAGGCUCUAAAACCGUCAGCCAGACUAUAAGUCCGAGGCAUAAAACUGUAUCGUGGUUUCAUGUGAACAAGCUACUAGUAUUGAUCAAUAGGAGUGGUACUAGUAAUAUCAUUGAUUGAGCGUGCAU
Molecule: messenger RNA, 1408 nt
Organism: Exophiala viscosa
Lineage: Eukaryota; Fungi; Ascomycota; Eurotiomycetes; Chaetothyriales; Herpotrichiellaceae
Product: D-amino-acid oxidase
Exons: 6
Coding region: 223-1311 (362 amino acids)
Biological process (GO): D-amino acid catabolic process
Cellular component (GO): cytoplasm
Molecular function (GO): FAD binding; D-amino-acid oxidase activity
Source: RefSeq, a predicted model, not a curated record